Oryza sativa Japonica Group (Japanese rice) is the source of this 2762-nucleotide messenger RNA. Its product is annotated as L-type lectin-domain containing receptor kinase IX.1. Gene Ontology annotation, biological process: protein phosphorylation. Gene Ontology annotation, cellular component: plasma membrane. Gene Ontology annotation, molecular function: carbohydrate binding; protein kinase activity; ATP binding. NCBI's taxonomy places the organism in Eukaryota, Viridiplantae, Streptophyta, Magnoliopsida, Poales, Poaceae. The record is from RefSeq and is a predicted model, not a curated record.
UACUUCACUUCUGCCGUCUGAUCUUGGUUGCCAUAACUCAAUAGAUUUGUGCCAACUCCAGAAUAGAGAUUACAGUCAAGAAAUAUUUACUGCUUGUCAAGUUGUCAUCGAACUGAUCCCUAAGGACAAGAUUCUGUGCAUGUCUGAACUCAGUCCAAUUCUGCCUUAGAAAAUACAUGUUCCAUUUGCUGAGAGGAGAUAACCUCCUUUUCUGCCGGCAACCACCAUAAUCAUAUUAUGGGCGAGACAUACUUGACUUCAUAAUCUUGGCCGGCAAAGACGAUACAAACCAAGCUUCAUCUAGCUUUUUGGAAAGCUUAGUUAAGUUCCAAAUUUGAGCUGCUUCUCCUGUGGCUUACAUCUGUCCUUUCAGGGCCUAUUGACAGGCCGGCAGUAUGAUACUACCCUUUAAUAGCACCAAGUAUUGCUGAGACAAUCAAGGAGAUUGACCAAGUUAAUGGUUAUACAGGUUAUCAGGUCUGCAAAAGUAGUGUCUUUUCAUUUCCUUCCUUCCAUCUCUCCCUCCUGCUCUCUCUCCAGCCUCCAGGAUUCCAACCAUGCGAUCAAGAACCAAAUAUACUUGCCUCUUGGCUCUCUACUUUUCCCUAUCCCUGAAAAUUGCCCAUGUCAAUCCUCUGUCCUUCAAGUUGAACUUCACUGAAUCAAAUCAUAAUGGAUCAGCCACAAUUCAGCUCCAGGAGGAUGCCUUCUACAACAAGGCGGUCAAGCUCACCAAGGAUGAGUUGAAUGGAAAGAUCACUCAAAGCGUAGGCCGAGCAAUCUACACCGAUCCAGUGCCUCUCUGGGAUAGCACCACCGGUCAGUUAGCCAGCUUCACAACCCGCUUCACGUUCAAGAUAUAUGCACCCACGAACGACAGUUCGUACGGUGAGGGCCUAGCCUUCUUCCUCUCAUCAUACCCUUCUGUGGUCCCCAAUAACUCCAUGGAUGGUUAUCUUGGCCUCUUCAGCAAUAGUAAUGAUCAGAGCGAUCCACUCAACCAGAUUGUGGCUGUUGAGUUUGACAGCCACAAAAACACUUGGGAUCCAGAUGGCAACCAUGUAGGCAUCAACAUCCACUCAAUUGUAUCUGUAGCCAACGUGACAUGGCGAAGUAGUAUCAACGAUGGCCGGAUAGCCAAUGCUUGGGUAACUUACCAGGCAAAUUCAAGGAACUUGAGUGUCUUCUUGUCGUACCAGGACAACCCACAAUUCAGUGGCAACUCCAGCCUAUCUUAUUCGGUUGAUCUCAGCAAAUAUCUCCCUGACAAAGUGUCCAUCGGAUUCUCUGCUUCCACAGGUAAAUUUGUAGAGCUGCACCAGAUUCUUUACUGGGAAUUUGAUUCUACAGAUGUGCACCUGAUGAAGACUGAGAAAACAAAAGGUAUAUUGGUCAUAAGCUUGUCUACGAGCGGUAGUGUUGUGGUCUGCUCAAUUGGCUUGGUUUGCUUCUUUUUAUGUUUUAGAAGGAUUAGAAGGACUACAAGGUCAAGAGAGAAGGAAAAAGAGAAACUAGACUGUGAUGAGUCCAUUGACAGUGAGUUUGAGAAAGGCAAGGGGCCAAGGAGAUUCCAAUACAAUGAACUCGUAGUGGCGACGGAUAAUUUUGCUGCAGAGAGAAAGCUUGGAGAAGGGGGUUUCGGUGCAGUAUACCAGGGUUUCUUGAAGGAUCAAAACAUUGAAAUUGCCAUAAAACGAGUUGCAAAAGGGUCAACACAGGGGAGGAAGGAGUACAUCUCUGAGGUCAAGAUCAUCAGCAGACUAAGGCAUCGGAAUCUUGUGCAACUUGUGGGCUGGUGUCAUGAGCAUGGAGAGUUCUUGUUAGUCUACGAGUUUAUGCCAAACAGGAGCUUGGACAAACACCUCUAUGAUGGUGGAAACCUGUUAGCAUGGCCAUUGCGGUUCAAGAUAACCAUAGGUGUUGCAUCCGCCCUCCUGUAUCUCCACGAGGAGUGGGAACAAUGUGUCGUGCAUCGUGAUGUCAAGCCAAGCAAUGUGAUGCUUGAUUCUGGAUUCAACGCUAAGCUUGGGGACUUUGGGCUCGCACGGCUUGUAGACCAUGACCGAGGCUCACAAACUACAGUGAUAGCUGGGACCAUGGGUUACAUGGCUCCAGAGUGUGUCACUACUGGGAAAGCAAGCAAAGAGACUGAUGUCUACAGCUUUGGCAUUCUUGCUCUGGAGAUAGCUUGUGGAAGGAGGCCCGUUGUGCCAAAGGAAGAUAAUGACAGGAUCAGUUUGGUUCAAUGGGUUUGGGAUCUUUAUGGAAGAAAUGAGAUACUUAAUGCAAUUGAUGGAAGGCUUGAUGGUGAAUUUGAAGAGCGGGAAGUUAUUUCCUUGAUGGUUGUUGGACUUUGGUGUGCACACCCAGAUUAUAAUAUCCGGCCUUCAAUUCGCCAGGUCAUAAGCGUACUGAAGUUUGAAGCACCAUUACCAGACCUUCCACCAAAGAUGCCAGUGGCAAUGUACUUUGCACCACCAAUUUCUCUCUGCAGAUUUUCACAGUCAUCUAAUGGGACACUGAAGGAGCUGGAAAGGCCGAACAGUUAUGGAAAUACGAGCUCGUCCAGUGCAACCAAUGAUUCUUGUGCCCCUCCCUCUGUUCGGUUGCCAGAGGUUGGUUACUAGGUUUGCCGUGUAUUCCUAUUGUGUUAUCAUGUUUGCCUUUGUGCAGUGCUGACUGUUUUUGAGAGGCACUCAAGUUUAACUGCAAACAGACGUGUAUUUGACUCUAGCUAAAUGCUGUGAACAUCCCUGAUUCAA